GCCAUCUCCCAUCCACCCUUUCCCUCUAUGCAACAGUCAAUAAACCACAAACUACCUCUUCCACAAAAUUGCUACAUAUAUCCAAUCCAUUACACAAAAAUGUUGGGGAAGAAACUCGGAUCAAUGAAGAAACUCGGCUCAAUUAAGAAACUCGGACAAAUGAAGAUACUAGCCAAGAAGGUUAAGUCCAUUGGAAGCAACGAGGCAUCAUAUGAUGACAACUUGCUUGGGGACGACCUCUCCGAAGCCACGACUCCCGUUGGAACCUUCCCGCUGUACGUGGGCAAGUGCCGGCAGAGAUUUGUGGUGCCAACUGGCUAUCUCUCGCACCCUUUGUUCAAGAUCAUGUUGGAGAAGGCGUAUAAUGAGUUCGGAUUCGACCAAAGAGAUGUGCUGGUUGUACCGUGCAGUGUUGCCGCAUUUGAAGAAGUGAUCAGUGCAAUUCAAUGGUGCAAUCCCAAAUUCGAUUUUGGUGAGUUGGUGCAGGAGUUUAUUUAGCCUAAGGCCUUGAUUAGUUGUACAUUAGUCACAUAUAGUAUAUUCAUAAGAAAGUUAAUUCAGUCAUUUUAUGGCAAAUACAAUCAACCUUUUCAAGAUCGAACAAGUACAAACAAGUCAGAUUAAUCAGACCUAAUUGAUUAAUUGGCAGAAAGGUUAUAUACCAAAAACAUCAACUCAAAAAAGUGUAAAGUGAAUGUUUGAUUAAUUUGGUGUUAUUUUUGUUUGAA
This is a messenger RNA of Salvia splendens (bonfire salvia), 728 nucleotides long. RefSeq names its product auxin-responsive protein SAUR50. Gene Ontology annotation, biological process: response to auxin. The coding region runs from base 28 to 498 and encodes 156 amino acids. Lineage: Eukaryota; Viridiplantae; Streptophyta; Magnoliopsida; Lamiales; Lamiaceae. The transcript has a single exon. The record is from RefSeq and is a predicted model, not a curated record.